AUGAUCCUCGACGUCCUCUUCACGCCGUGGGCCCUGCUCGCCCUGCCCGUGCUAUACUACCUGCUGCCGUACCUCCGCGACAAGGCCAUCCGCGACAUCCCCGCGCCCUUCCCUGCCCAGUUUUCCAACCUCUGGCUGCUGUGGCAGGUGCGCAAGGGCAGCCGCUACCUGGCCGUGCACGAUGCCCACAAGAAGAUGGGCAAGAUGGUGCGCAUCCAGCCGCACCACGUCUCCAUCGCCGACGUCGACGCCAUCCCGCUGAUCUACGGCCACGGCAAUGGUUUCCUGAAGAGCGAGUACUACGACGCCUUCGUCUCGAUCCAGCGCGGCCUCUUCAACACGCGCGACCGCGCCGAGCACACGCGCAAGCGCAAGACGGUCGCCCACACCUUCUCGGCCAAGUCCAUCGGCCAGUUCGAACAGUACAUGCACGGAAACCUCGAGCUGCUGGUCAAGCAGUGGGACCGCAUGGCGAAGGAGUCGGGCGGCUACGCCCACAUGGACGCCCUGCACUGGUUCAACUACCUCGCCUUCGACAUCAUCGGCGACCUGGCCUUCGGCGCCCCCUUCGGCAUGCUGGAGAAGGGCAAGGACUUCGCCGAGGUGCGCGAGAGUCCCGACGCCCCGCCGCGGUCCGCCCCCGCCAUCGAGGUGCUGAACCGCCGCGGCGAGGUGUCGGCCGCCAUCGGGUGCAUGCCGUGGAUCAAGCCGUGGGCCAAGUACUUCCCGGACCCGUUCUUCUCCAAGGGCGUCGAGGCGGUCGAGAACCUGGCCGGCAUCGCCGUGGCGCGCGUCAAGCAGCGCCUCGACAACGCCGACAAGAUCGACCGCGUGGACCUGCUGGCGCGCCUGAUGGAGGGCAAGGACGAGACGGGCGAGAAGCUGGGCCGCCAGGAGCUCACCGCCGAGGCCCUCACCCAGCUCAUCGCCGGCAGCGACACCACCAGCAACACGUCGUGCGCCCUCCUGUACCACUGCCUGCGCAACCCCCACGUCAUCACCAAGCUGCAGAAGGAACUCGACGCCGCCAUCCCGAACAUCGACACCGUGCCCGAAUUCUCCAUGGUCCGAGACCUGCCAUACCUCGACGCCGUCAUCAAAGAGACGAUGCGCAUCCACUCGACGUCGUCGCUCGGCCUGCCGCGCAUGGUCGUGGGCCCGGGCAUCACCAUCCUCAACCGCCACUUCCCCGCCGGCACCGUCCUCUCCGUGCCCUCGUACUCGAUCCACCACUCGACCGACAUCUGGGGGCCCGACGCCGACGCCUUCCGCCCCGAGCGCUGGGAGCGCGUGUCGGAGAGGCAGAAGCAGGGCUUCAUCCCCUUCAGCUACGGGCCCCGCGCCUGCGUCGGCCGCAACGUCGCCGAAAUGGAGCUGGCCCUCAUCGUGAGCACCGUCUUCAGGCGCUACGAGUUUGAGCUCAGGCAGGGGGAGAUGGAGACGAGGGAGGGGUUUUUGAGGAAGCCGUUGGCGUUGGAGGUGGGCAUGAGGAAGAGGGUGGCGUGA
This is a messenger RNA of Diplodia corticola, 1506 nucleotides long. Its product is annotated as benzoate 4-monooxygenase. The record is from RefSeq and is a predicted model, not a curated record. Lineage: Eukaryota; Fungi; Ascomycota; Dothideomycetes; Botryosphaeriales; Botryosphaeriaceae. Gene Ontology annotation, molecular function: iron ion binding; oxidoreductase activity, acting on paired donors, with incorporation or reduction of molecular oxygen; heme binding. The coding region runs from base 1 to 1506 and encodes 501 amino acids. The transcript is spliced from 3 exons.